AUGGAUGAAUAUAAAACUUCUGAAUCAAAUACCGAAGAAACUAAUAAGUCUUUAGAAGAAAAUAUUGUACAAGAACUUGAACAAAUUGCAGAAUAUAUACGAGAUGCAUAUUCAAAAGAAGAAUUUGGUAACGUUGCUGAGCAAAUACAUAUAUUUGCUGAUUUAAUACAUGAUAUACUCAACAAUAUACAACCAAAAGCACAAACAAUUCAAAAAAUCAAAGAUAUAUUAAUAAAUACGGAGCUUGCUUCAUUAAUUGGAGAAAAUAUAUGCAAUAAAAAUAAAGGGGUACUUUUCGAUUGUGUACAUCUCCUUUAUUCAGUCUCUUUUAACAACGAUUUACUCUUAAUUUUUGCAGAAUACGAUAUUUUAGCAGAAUUAUGCAAGUUUUUCUUAACAUGGCCACGAAGUAAGUGGUUAGAAAUAAUUGUUGUUAUUACAAGCUUAAUAAAAUUCCAAACUUCAAUAGAUGAUUUAAUUUCUCAUUUCCCAGACAUACAAGCUAAGCUCUCUAUGUAUCCUGGAGGCAUAAUGCUUUAUGUGCAACUAUCCAAUCAGUUAUUAAUGCAUUUUCCAGAUCCAAAUUUGAUUUUACCAAUUGUAGAUGGUUUUUGCACAAUUGUAGAUGAUCUUCCGUUCCCAGAAACUUACGACUGUAUCUCCCGUAUGAUACAUAUCGAAGAAAACGUUUGUGAACUCAUUAUUGAACGAAAUAUUCUUCAAAGAAUUGUUGAUUUAUGCACAAUACAAAGGAUGAAAUCAGAAGAUGUGAGUUCCCCUAUGCGAAUAAUCGCUAAAAUUGCUUUACAUUGCGAAUCAAACGUUAUUUCGCAAUACGGCUUUUUGUAUUCAGUUGCUGAAGCUCUUAUUAAUUCAGAUGUAGAGAACAAAAUCAUUUCUGGCAUAAAAUUCAUUAUUUCAAUGCUUCCAGAUAAUUUCAACACAUUAAUUACAUUUGUGACAGAAGAUAACUUACUGGGAUUGAUAGCAUCGUUUAUGUCGACAGGAUCUCUAAAGUUGAAGAAGAAUUCAGCAAAAUUAAUGUGUAAAUUAAUAAAAUCAACGAACGAAUCAAUAAUUAGCUUAUCAAUUGUAUACAACAUACCAAAACUUAUGAUUCCCAUCUUAGAAAAUGAUUUGGCAGAUGUUUACGAAAUUUUAACUUUUUACUUGAUUACAUUUCAAUAUGUUGACAAUGAUAUAGCUAAGAAAGAUGAAAUGAUCAAUAUGUUGAAUGAAGUUGAAGGAAUCGAUGCUUUUCAUGAUUGCUAUGAGAGUGAUAAUGAUAACAUUCAUUAUUUGGCAGAAGAAGUGCUAAAAUAUGUUGAGUAA
Trichomonas vaginalis G3 is the source of this 1332-nucleotide messenger RNA. RefSeq lists its product as uncharacterized. The record is from RefSeq and is a predicted model, not a curated record. Bases 1 to 1332 code for a protein of 443 amino acids. Lineage: Eukaryota; Parabasalia; Trichomonadida; Trichomonadidae. The transcript has a single exon.